Messenger RNA from Kockovaella imperatae, 1260 nucleotides. Its product is annotated as Alpha/Beta hydrolase protein. The transcript is spliced from 3 exons. Gene Ontology annotation, molecular function: peptidase activity. The coding region runs from base 256 to 1182 and encodes 308 amino acids. NCBI's taxonomy places the organism in Eukaryota, Fungi, Basidiomycota, Tremellomycetes, Tremellales, Cuniculitremaceae. Gene Ontology annotation, biological process: proteolysis. The record is from RefSeq and is a predicted model, not a curated record.
UCCGUACAUUUCUUUGCCCGUGUCAUAGUGUGGUGCUCCACAUAUUUCAAAGUGGCAGUUGGGGUCCCGAUGGGUUCAUGAAGUUGUCUUGACACAUCGAAUCUUCGGAGCAGCAAUGGUACACAAAGAUUAUCCAACAGCUCGACCGGGCAAACGGCGCUUUUUGACACCGCGGUGCAGAUCUCGAUCACUACGUCAAUACAAGAUCUGAUAGACGCACGCAACGUAAACCUGAUAUGCACCUUGACAUCGACCAUGUCUGAGCCCAGCUAUACAGGUUUUAUCCCAUUUGAAACCUCUCGGGGUCACAGUUCGACCUUUUACAAGGUAUUUGGAGACCUAACAUCCGGUGUCAUUCCGGUGAUCAUCCUGCACGGUGGUCCAGGUGCAGGGCAUGAGUACCUUCUUCCAUACACCGUCCUGUGGACAGACUAUGGGAUACCAGUGAUUCUUUACGACGAGGUUGGAUGCGGGCAGUCCUCUCACAUGCACGAGCAAGAUGGUGACAAGACGUUUUGGCUCCCCCAGCUUUUCCUCGAUGAACUCGCCAACCUAAUCAAACACUUCAAACUCGACCGAUAUCACCUCCUUGGUCAGAGCUUCGGAGGUAUGAUGGCUGCUGAAUACGCUACUACCCAACCUAAAGGCCUUCGACGGCUCGUUCUAGCAAGCGCCCUCGCCAGCUCAGAAUCAGGAAGUAAAGGCUACUGGCUAGAAGCAGAGCUCCUUCCCAAAGAAGACCAAGAGGCGAUCCGUGAAGCUGUAGACUCAGGCGAUUAUGACAGUGAAGGGUACAAAACUGCCAUGGACCACUACAGGCGCACGUUCAUGUGCAGGACAACCAAUUUCCCUCCGCCAGAACUCAUACCGGCGUUCAAGAACAUCAGUGAGAGUACCACCUGGAAAACGAUGAAUGGCGACUCGUUAUUUGACAAGUCAAAAGGCAGUAUGACCAGCUGGGAUAUUAUCGCGGGUCUGCACAAGAUCCAAGCUCCGACACUGGUCUACAAUGGGGAGUUUGAUACAUCUCACGACGUGACCACUGUACCAUUCUUUGAAAGGAUCCCCAAAGUACGGUGGAUCACCUUUCCUGAUGCCGGACAUAUGUUACACCUGGAGACAGAGGAGAGGCGAAAGAAGGUGAUGAAGCUGGUCGGGGAGUUCUUAAGUCAAGGACAGUGAUGCGUCUUUGCUUCCGGCGGACCAUAAAGUCUGAGCAGUCGCCCAUUUUCAAUACUCUAUGCAUGAAUGCGAGCGAAG